GCAAGAUGGCGCUACCCUUUUCGUGGUCGUUGCGCUUGUGCCGUUGGGGAGCUAAACCAUUGGGGCUUGCUGCCGCGGUAGCCCGGAGAGGCGUCAGUUUUAAAUUGGAAGAAAAAACCGCCCACAGCAGCCUGGCACUCUUCAGAGGUGACACAGGUGUCAAAUAUGGCUUAGUGGGAUUGGAACCCUCCAAGGUGGCCCUGAAUGUGGAGCGCUUCCGGGAGUGGGCAGUGGUGCUGGCAGACACAGCGGUCAUCAGUGGCAGACACUACUGGGAGGUGACGGUGAAGCGCUCCCAGCAGUUUCGGAUAGGAGUGGCAGAUGUGGACAUGUCCCGGGAUAGCUGCAUUGGUGUUGAUGAUCGUUCCUGGGUGUUUACCUAUGCCCACCGCAAAUGGCACACCAUGUUGGCCAACGAGAAAGCUCCAAUUGAGGGUAUUGGGCAGCCAGAGAAGGUGGGGCUGCUGCUGGAGUAUGAGGCCCAGAAACUGAGCCUGGUAGAUGUGAGCCAGGUUUCCGUGGUCCAGACACUACAGACAGAUUUCCGGGGUCCAGUGGUGCCUGCCUUUGCUCUUUGGGAUGGAGAGCUGCUGACCCACUCAGGGCUUGAGGUGCCAGAGGGCCUCUAGAAUGUCUGUUUUUGGAGUCCCUAAUCAUGCUCUUGGCCAGCCACCUAUUGAAAGUGUCUGAAGCCUAUUUACUUUGUCCCAAGCAACCUCUAGUUCCCACAAUUCAGUGUCAGGUCCUCUGUGCAAUAAAUCUUAGUCAUCUUCCUCUCUCCCAUACCCUGUAAAAGCUAGGCAUACAGCCAACCCUCAUCCUUCCAAAUUACUGCCAAUUUCCUCGGCUACCAUGGGUGUAUUUUUCCUGACUUGCUUCCUUCAGUCCCUCUGCCUCCCUAUGCCCAGGCCUUUCUCAGACUGUAUUCAGUCCUGGGUCUUAUCUUUCAGCCUUGUUUGAAUUUAUUCAUCACUGUGAUACCUUUCCAUCCAUUUACCCACAUGUACUUGUUUGUUCUUGGGGGUUCUACCAGAUCUCUCCAGAGUAAAUUCUACCUCUGGCUGGAGGAGUGGUGCAAUGACUUGGCCCUUUCUCUACAGCACAUACAGAGUCUGGGCUCUGGCUCCCUCAGAGCUUUAUUGAUUCAGUGUGUCAGAGGGAGAACAGGGCCCUCCUACCCCAGUACCUCAGUGCUACAGACCCUGAACCCCACUAGCAGCAACCUCAUCUACCUUAAUCUGUACAUCUCUGACACCAGCCAGUCAGUCAUAAUUAUUGUGCCAUUCAUAACCGUGACCAAAGGGGAAGAGACACUUGGGGGAUAGGAUAUCUAGAGGAUUAGAGCUAGAAAUGGUUAUUCUUGAGAAACUCCAUCUUCAUUUCUGCCACAGUUAGAACUUCCAGAGGAAGGAGGGGAAGACUGAGGUUUUGCGCAACCCAUUUUUGGGCCUGUUUAGACCCCCAUUCUCCUUGGCAGCAGAAUACACUUAACCUAAAGCAGUAUUUGGGAUUGAGGAAAACCUGGUGGGGUAAGUGAAUAUGUAUGUGAAAUAUGUAUUGUGUGGGUUCUGUCUGACCCUGUGGUUCUAUUUUAUUCUACCUUCUAUGAUGGUGAUGAAGAUGGAUACCCUUAGGGGAGAAAGAGGACUGGGUUUAGCAAAAAUAAUAAUUUGUGUAAUUAAAGUUUAUUUGAGCACAAAA
Cynocephalus volans (Philippine flying lemur) is the source of this 1701-nucleotide messenger RNA. It is a transcript of the gene SPRYD4, whose product is annotated as SPRY domain containing 4. The coding region runs from base 6 to 629 and encodes 207 amino acids. The transcript has 2 exons. The record is from RefSeq and is a predicted model, not a curated record. Lineage: Eukaryota; Metazoa; Chordata; Mammalia; Dermoptera; Cynocephalidae. Gene Ontology annotation, molecular function: protein binding.